This is a messenger RNA of Diprion similis, 1294 nucleotides long. Its product is annotated as chitinase domain-containing protein 1. The transcript has 7 exons. The coding region runs from base 56 to 1231 and encodes 391 amino acids. Lineage: Eukaryota; Metazoa; Arthropoda; Insecta; Hymenoptera; Diprionidae. Gene Ontology annotation, biological process: carbohydrate metabolic process. Gene Ontology annotation, cellular component: extracellular region. The record is from RefSeq and is a predicted model, not a curated record. Gene Ontology annotation, molecular function: chitin binding; oligosaccharide binding.
CUUGCCAAGUUUCAUCGAGUGAGGUUAGGUUAGAUGAAAGAUCCAACAACCCGCGAUGAAGUUCACGAUUCUCACAACAUUAGGAACGUUGCUUAUAAUCGUUACAACAGCGGGCGGCACUCUAUCGCCUCGUCAAAGCAAAGGAAAGAAAAGUAGCGUAAAGAAGGGGCCGGUAGAUGAGGACGUCUUCCAGAGAGGAUUAGUCCUCGAUGAUCCUUCUGCCAAGGACAUAUCCUCCGAGGCUAAUGCUUAUUACAGGGAGACUGGUAUCAGGAGGUUUGAAGGAGCAGUCCUUGGCUAUGUCACACCGUGGAAUAACCAUGGCUACGAUGUUGCGAAAAUUUUUGGCGGCAAAUUCACGCUCAUAUCGCCGGUGUGGUUACAAAUUCAUCGAAAUGGUCAGAAUUCGUACGACAUGCCAACGCAUGACGUUGACAAGGGAUGGAUGAAAGCUGUGCGUAAAGCCAACAAUGCGAAUCACACUGUCAAAAUAUUGCCAAGAGUAAUCCUUGAACAAUGGACACCCAGCGACAUUAAACUUCUACUUACUAACUCGCAGGGACAGAAUCAGUUUAUAAAAACACUCACCGACACUGCUAAGACAUUCCAAUUAGAUGGGUAUGUUCUGGAAAUAUGGAAUCAGCUUGUGGCUAGCAACGCAGAUAAUAAAUUGAUCAUUGAAUUGAUUAAAUCAAUCGCUAGGCAGCUGAAACAAAACAAUCUCGACUUAAUUCUCGUCAUUCCACCUUUUAGAGGUGUGCCCGAUGAAAUUUUUAGUAGUCAACACUUUGAGAAGCUGGCCGACUAUGUUUCAGCCUUUUCUCUUAUGACUUAUGACUAUUCUAAUGUACAACGACCAGGACCAAACAGCCCCGUCGAUUGGGCGCGCCAGUGCGUCGAAAGGUUAUUACCAGAUGCACGUGAUCCAAGACGAGCUCAGAUUCUACUUGGGCUUAAUUUUUAUGGAAACGAUUACACUAUAGACGGAGGAGGACCCAUCGUCGGGCAUCAAUACUUGAACUUGCUACAAAAUUACAAGGGGAAGCUUAAAUGGGACAAUACUAGUGCCGAACAUUACUUCAGUUUCAAAACAUCAAAUGGUCGACACUUGGUCUUUUAUCCAUCCCUACUAUCGAUAAAUACUCGAAUAAGUUUGGCAAAAGAAUUAGGUACUGGAAUUUCUAUUUGGGAAUUGGGACAAGGCUUGGAUUUUUUUUACGAUUUACUGUAAUUUUUCCAGAAUUUUGAGCGAUAUUCGUCAAAUAAUUACAAAGUAAAACUAAACAUGAGAUUA